Messenger RNA from Ascoidea rubescens DSM 1968, 2562 nucleotides. RefSeq names its product Vps52p (gene VPS52). Lineage: Eukaryota; Fungi; Ascomycota; Saccharomycetes; Ascoideales; Ascoideaceae. Gene Ontology annotation, cellular component: GARP complex. The record is from RefSeq and is a predicted model, not a curated record. The transcript has a single exon. Gene Ontology annotation, molecular function: syntaxin binding. Gene Ontology annotation, biological process: Golgi to vacuole transport; retrograde transport, endosome to Golgi; endocytic recycling. Bases 1 to 2562 code for a protein of 853 amino acids.
AUGCUGAACCCCUUGAGAAUAAACAUCUCUUCUUCAAAACUAGAUCAUCUCAAAUACAUUCUAAACCAAAACAACAACUCAAAUGACUCUCUAAACGACUCUAUAGACGAUACCCUAGACAACAUCAGCGUCCAUAGUAACAACACUUUUAUACUAAACAACAAUCUAAGCAUAUCAACCAUAAAUGACAAUGACUUGUAUUUAUCUGAACUAAAAGACUAUUUCCUCACUUUAAAUUAUAAUGAUAAUGAUAAUGAUAAUGAUAAUGGUAAUGACGCUUACCCCCAAUCUUUACAGGAAUUACGCUUCUUAUCCUCUAUCAACACAAUCAACCCGCUUUUAAAUUCAAACCUAUCUCUUCAAUUUGACAAAUUCGACCAACUAAAUUCAAACAUAUCCCUAACCUUUAAAAUCCUAUCCCCUCUAAUCAACUACUUGCAAUUCUUUAACCAAAACUUACUAAACCUAUCAAAUGAAAUGAACAAUCUCAAAUUGAAAACUCUCAACUUGAACAAAAACCUAAUCAAAAACCAAAUCUUUGAAAAAAAAUUAAUCCCCAUUGUAACAGACUUUAUCAUUUCUCCUUCAAUCAUAAACUCAAUUUUAAAUGACAAAAUCAACACAUUCUGGCUAGACAAUAUAAGAUAUCUAAACAUCAAAAUUGAAAUCUACAACAAAUACUCAAACACCUACUCAAAUACAUACUCAAUCAAUGAAAACAAUAGUACCGAUAGCACUAAUAAUAAUAAUAACAACAACAGCAGCAACAGCAGCAGCAACAGCAGCAGCAACAGCAGCAGCAACAACAGCAACAACAACAACAACAACAACAACAACAACAACAACAACAACAGUAAUGACAAUGAAAACUCAAAUACAAAUCUAACCGACUUGAUUCAAUUCAAAAACUUACUCGCUCAAUUCAAAAACUUAAUUGAUAACCUAAUAUCAAAAUCAAUCGAAAGAAUCAAAAACUUCUUCAUCUUGCAAAUAAAACUAUUGCGCUACAAAUUCAAAAAGAUUCCGAGCCAAAUUAUUCAAAAAAACUUACUAAACCUAAAAGAACUAUACACCUUCCUACUAAUCCACAACAACAGCCUAGCUAAAGACUUGAAAAAUGCCUACAUCCUAACAAUGAGAUGGUACUACUAUCAAAAUUUCGGUAAAUACAUUUAUUCUCUAGAAAAACUAAAACUAUUAACUGUUGAUAAAUCCUUUUUGUUAGGCAAUUACAUCAAUAACAACGACAAUGACAAUACAAAUAUCUUGUCUUUAAAUUUUAAUAAAAACAGCAAUCACAAUAAAACAAAAUUCAAUUACAAUAAUAACAAUAACAAUACCAUUACCACCACCACUAAUAAUAAUAAUACAAAAAGCGGUUAUCUAUUUAGCAGUUGGUGGAAAUCUUCAACAAACGAUAACACCAGCAACCAUCCAAAGAACCACUCAAGUUUAAACCCAAAUGCUACACCAAAUCAUGCCUCAAGUAAUACAACCCCAAUUUCUUUCACAAACUCUACAAACGUUGAUAAUACUAUACCCCAUACCGCACUUAACUACAAGGAAUAUUUAAAUGUUGCAAACCGUUUGAACAUAUUAAAGAACAACGAUCCUACUGUAUUAUUAGCUCAAAUUGCAGAAAAUAAUCCGUUGAAAUACUGGCCAGAAACCGCAUUUAGAAGCUUUAAUUACGCAUUGAUAGACAAUGGAUCAACUGAGUAUCUAUUUUUAUUAGAAUUCUUCCAAAGUAAUAAUUCAAAUUUCAUCAGCAUUGAAGAGAUUAACAAUGAUUUCAAUAAAAUUUUCAACUCAACAUUCAAGUUGGGAAUUGAAUUUACUAAAAAUUUAUUAAACAAAAAUCAUUUUUACGACUUUUAUUCAAUUUUGAUAUCAAUAAAGUUGGUCAAAAUCUUAAAUUUCAAGAUCCAACAUGAAAAGAUCCCAGUUAUGGAAAAUUACUUGAAUUUGCAAGUUAUUGAAUUAUGGCCGAAAUUCCAAAAACUAAUUGAUUUAAAUUGCAACAAUUUGAAAAAAAUCCUAAUCUACUCAUCAAAUUAUCUAAACAGUAUCAACAAUUCAAAUAAUUAUUUGAUUCCUCAUCCGGUAACCCAACAAUUUUCCUUGUUAUUAAUCUCGUUAUUAAAGAUAUCCGCCAUUGACCAUUCAAACUAUUUUACAAAUAAUGAUAGAAGUAGUUUAAAUGGUGAUCACAAUCACAACGAUGAUCACAGUGAUGAUCACAGCGAUGAUCAUAAAGAUAGAGAUAAUGAGAAUAAAGAAAGUGGCGAAGAAUUGAAUGAAAUGAGCAUAGAAAUCGAUCCCUUGACCAACAGUGUCGUCCGAUUAAGAAACGAGUAUGAGAGCUUGCUCACCAAAAUCAGCAGCAUGAUUGGUAGCAAAGGCAGCAGCAGACCCAGUGAUGUGCAACGAAAAAGAGAGCAGUUCCUCUAUAACAACUACAUUUUGGUGUUAACAGUGUUGGACGAGGCUGAGGGAAAGUUGGGGGAGUUGGAGAAGAAACACUUCCAGAUGUUGGUGGACGUGUACCGGCCGGCGGAGUAG